Suillus bovinus is the source of this 1454-nucleotide messenger RNA. Its product is annotated as Metallo-dependent phosphatase-like protein. Gene Ontology annotation, molecular function: phosphatase activity; endopolyphosphatase activity. Lineage: Eukaryota; Fungi; Basidiomycota; Agaricomycetes; Boletales; Suillaceae. Gene Ontology annotation, cellular component: cytoplasm. The record is from RefSeq and is a predicted model, not a curated record. Gene Ontology annotation, biological process: polyphosphate catabolic process. The transcript is spliced from 8 exons. The coding region runs from base 239 to 1390 and encodes 383 amino acids.
UGUGGACAUUUGAAGAAUUUGUGAAGCUUAACGCGUGGAAGUGGAUCGGGUCAAGCGCUACUGACAACAAGUACUUUGACGAAGUGGAUAGAAGAAACGCUAUGGAGGGUGUGUAUAUUGAUGCGAGAAGUUGAAUAAGCUUUCCUCGAAGUUUUAUGUAGUCGGUCAACCCCGCAAUUGAAUUCAAAAGCUCUCACGGUUGCUACUACAAACAAACUAACGUCCAUGAUUUGAAAAGAUGGCCAUAAGUUCAGGGGACGGCCUCAGGACUUGUUUUUCGUUCGGCGUUCUCGUCUUCUUUUUGACUUUUGUGUUUGUUACCGGAGUCCUUCAAGAGAUCAAAAAAAAUCGCACUUUCAAUCAAAAGAUUGACUUCCCGGACUUUGGCCACUAUAAUGGAAAUUUUAUAAAGAGCAUUCCCGAUAGUGUGCUCCCAAUAGACGACCAAGACAAACGCAUAAUCGCAAUCGGAGACAUACAUGGGAUGAAUAGCUCGUUGACGGAUUUACUUGACGAGAUACAGUACGACUCGGAAAGAGAUUCGCUGAUUCACGUUGGAGACCUGGAGACAAGGGCGACUAUCCACGACUCCAUCGACGUAUUGUCGUUCAUGUCAUCCAAAAGACUCUUGGGCGUCAGAGGAAACAAUGACCAAAAAGUGAUCGAAUGGCGGGCUUGGAUGAACUGGAUACUAUCUCUUCCGGGAGGUCAGGAAUGGCUUUCCAUCAUGGACAAGCGAUGGCCCAAUCUCGACGGAGACAAGCGACUCCAGAGAACAGAGCUUGAAAAAUGGGUCGAGACGAGCAAAUACGCAAGUUGGAAGAAGAUGGUGCCUACUGGCUGGCAUCCAUUGGGCAAACAUUACAGGGUCGCUCGUGCUAUGUCUCCUGAACACUUUGAAUAUCUAAGUUCGUUGCCCUUGGUGCUUCGUUCUCCAAAUGGCCACAUGGUUUUUGUCCACGCCGAUGACCACCAUGAUGUUGCAAAGCUGCGUAAUCUUCAGGAGCUUGCAGUCCUUACAGAGAUUCCCGAGAACAAAGAUCCAUGGACCCUAACGAACAUCAAAAGUGUUACGGAUACAGGAAUCGCGUCUCCCAGUCCCAAAAGGGGGACUCCCUGGUCUCAAUUGUGGAACGAUACAAUGUCGAAGUGUUCUGGAAAUUCGGGUACGGAUGCAGGUCGUGGGUUAGAUAUCAAACGGUGGUCGAUUGGUCUGGAUACUGGUUGUUCGUACGGCCGUCAGUUAUCAGCUAUAGUCCUCAAUGGAAACUCAUUCUCUUCUGCUACACACCAACUCGGAGACAAUAUACAUACAGAAGCCCCUUCAUCACAAGAUAUCGUUUUUGGAGACAAUGGACAAGCGCGCAUUGUUAGUGUAUCAUGUGCAUAAUUAUCAUACCAAUUCUUCAUUCAGCUUCUUCCUUAACGAAGAUUUAUAAUUUCGCACUUUACAA